This is a messenger RNA of Scutellospora calospora, 593 nucleotides long. NCBI's taxonomy places the organism in Eukaryota, Fungi, Glomeromycota, Glomeromycetes, Diversisporales, Gigasporaceae. The record is from the annotation of a GenBank genome assembly.
AUAGAAAUCGAACUAUAGUUCAUUCAAAUAAUGAAAAUGAAUACUUUUUUGAUAGGAAUGGUUACGCAUUUCGUUACGUUUUAGAAUAUUAUCGUAAUGGUGAAAUUUUAUGGCCAAAUGAAAUAUUUUUUGAUACAAAUUUAUCUUAUAUAUCAAAAUAUGAAUUAAUUAAAGAAUUUGAUUAUUUUCAAAUUCCUAUUAAAAUUCCUAAUUCUUUACCUACAAGUCAAAUGUUAGCUAAAAGACUUGAUGAAUUUAUGACUACUUUAUUAGAAUGUUCUUUUGAUAUAAAAUUAUCUUUUAGAACUUAUAUGAAUAUUAAAUUUUAUGAAUAUUCUAUAUCAAAUGAAGGUAAUCUACCUACUAUGUUUAUGGUUAAUCCUUAUAUUGAUAGUGUAUAUAGAAAAUUAAAACCUUUUGAAUCUUGUGGUUAUAAUUUAUCAAUUUUUUUUAAAGAUGAGAUUAAUUCAUUUAUGAGUUCUUCUUUAUCAAAAUUAUCUUGUGAUAUUAAGAAGGUUAAAAGUCCUGAUUGUGUUGUGAUAAGGAUGUAUAUUAGUGAUAAUAUUGAUUGUGAAGAAAUUCUUAACCAUUCC